CCUCAGUUCAUCGUGCCUCCUCACGCCAAUGGCGACUGACGAACAAUUGAAGGCUUUCAUAACAAGACACCGUGAGCUGCUAAACAAGGAGCGUGAAGCGGAGAUCGAGCGUACCUCGCUGCUCCUGUCCAAUUGUCCUCCUAAAGUCCUCGAGCAGAAGGGCCUGUGCUUGGCCGGCCUCGGGAUUGCUUCAGUCGGGAUCGGUCUUGGUGGCAAGACUCUAGUGGAGCUGGAACGACCAGCGGCGUACCAUUCGAGUCCUCUGUUUCCGCCGCACACUUUAAGGCCAGGCGAUCUUGCACGUAUAGAAGAGCACACCUCCGGUGCGGCGGCUCCGAAGAAAGUUGCGAAGACCAAGAAAUCAGGACCUGCCCAGAAGGGGGAAGGGGAUAGUGUCGAAGGAGUUGUGUUCAAGGUCUCUGAAACCCGCAUUGUCAUAGCCGUAGAUCCUCCGGAGACAGGUGGAGAAGACCUCGACCUGCCGGACAGGUGUCGGGUCGUCAAACUCGCAAAUAGCGUGACUUACGACAGAAUGAUCAAAGCCCUCGAUCAGCUAGAGAAAGUUGUGUUGUCCAACUCUGACGUCAAGGAAGACAAAUUCUUGCCCAAGCUGACUCCUCUCGAUCGCGUCCUCAUGGGAAUGGCACCACCUUCAGAAAGGGUGCCUAUCAAAGAUAUCAAGUUCUUCGAUGGCUCUUUGAAUCCGAGUCAACAAGAGGCGAUCCGCUUCGCACUCGGAUCUCCAGAAGUUGCAUGCAUCCACGGACCUCCAGGAACAGGGAAGACGCAUACUCUAAUAGAACUUAUCCGUCAGCUCACUACCGUCACGCCGACCAAUCCCAAGCCCCUCCGACUGCUCGUGUGCGGUGCCUCCAACCUGUCCGUGGAUAACAUUCUAGAGCGACUCCUCGCCCUUCCGGCUCCAGAUAACGGCAAGAAACUGAAGGUGACACGUGUGGGACAUCCCGCUCGGGUCAUGAAUCAAGAAGAAGUGCUUGAGGUAACUCUGGAAGUUAAAGCCAGCCGGAGCGACCAGGCCGCCCUGGCGAAGGACGUCAAGAAUGAGCUCGAGGCGGCGCUUGACACCCUUUCGGGAAAAGGGAAGGGCGCGAAGGGUAAGGCACCGAGGGGACUGGAACGUAAGAAGAUGUGGGAGGAAGUUAAAGCUCUGCGAAAGGAGUACCGCCAGCGCGAAAGCGGGGUGGUGGAAAGUGUCAUGAGCGAAUCGCAAGUCGUUCUUGCGACUUGCCAUUCCGCGGGUGGCAGACAGGUGCGAUCGCAGGAUUUUGACGUUGUCAUCAUCGACGAGGCGACGCAAGCCGUAGAAGCUGUGUGCUGGAUACCCAUCUUCAAGGCGCAGAAGCUAAUCCUCGCUGGAGACCCAAUGCAACUUCCGCCGACUAUUAUAUCGAUAGACAAGAAGGAGAAAAAAGCGAAGAACGCUGGAGCUUCAGCACCUGGAAAAUCUAUCGCUACCCCAAGUGGCAAGAAAUCGGCUGCGGAGAAGACGGGACAGAAGACGGAACAACCGAGACCCCCGAAAGACGAAGAACCAGAAUCAGGAGGAGAUGAAGAUGGAGACACCGAGUCCGGUGAAGACGAAGGUGACUGUGCAAUGACGGCCGACCCAAAGGAGCCGCUGAGGUCUACACCCCGGGAUCCGCACAAGCCUGGGCCGAAGGCGGUCCUACGUACACCUCGCACCCUUGAAACGACGCUGUUUGAACGGCUAGAGAAAAUGUACGGACCAGGCAUCAAGCGUAUGCUCACCGUCCAAUACCGAAUGCAUGCCCAUAUCGCGUCUUUCCCGUCGAAAGUCAUGUAUCACUCUAGACUGAAGUCCCACCCGUCCGUAGAGGCGCACCUCCUCCGCGACUUGCCGAAUACUAAGACAGACUCGGAGGACGAUGAGAAGGAGAUCCUCGGCACCCCUGUCGUCUUCUACGACACUGCAGGCUGUGAAUACUUUGAACGACUGGAAGGUGACGGCGACGAAGGAAGUCGCUGUAACGAGAACGAGGCUUCCGUAGUCAAGAUGUGGGUCGAUCAGCUGGCUGGCGCAGGAGUCCUGCCAUCUCAGAUAGCUGUGAUCACGCCAUACCAAGCGCAGGUCACGCUCCUCACGUCCCUGCUCCGCCCGAUCUAUGGUCCCGAACUCGAGAUCGGGACCGUCGACGGGAUGCAAGGCCGGGAGAAAGAGGCUGUGAUCAUCAGCCUCGUACGGAGCAACGAGAAGCGGGAGGUCGGCUUUCUCAAGGACAAGCGAAGGCUGAACGUGGCCAUGACCCGAGCGCGCCGACACCUGUGCAUCAUAGGCGACUCUUCGACCGUGCAGCAUGGCAGCCCGUUUCUGAAGAAGUGGAUGGCGUGGCUGGAAGCCAACGCUGAUGUCCGCUACGCCGGUCUUGAAUGACCCAGGCGCAGAUUGCAGAUGACAAAUGAGGGAGGUGCUCAGUGAUGUACAUCCGGCAGCCCUGAUUAGAGAGUUGCACCACACUGAGAGAGGUCCAAAAAGUGUACAAUACACAGCAAUCUCGUGUAACAUCUAGCUUUCCCGGACCCUUGGAGACCUCUAUCAGAACCUUCCUGUCAGAGCAUGUAGUAUGUACAGCACGAGGAAAUUUGUACAGCUACGUUAAGGGCCAAGUUUCAUAGCGAUAUCUCACAAGAGGGUAUGGAGGAGAGGGAGAGGUGGUCGAUAUUGUCUGAGCCGUGCAAUCAAAGCGCAGCUGCGGGCUCCCGGCUGACGCUGCCUCCCCGUCGACGGGAGGUGACUGGGGCAUCCUCGACAGCCCCGGUCGCUUCUGCGCUCAACAACCCCGCCUCCUCUUCGUUGUACGUGCGGGAAGCAUGCCGACCACGGGGCGGGGAGCCUUUCGGCCGGUACAGGAAGGACUGACAAACGAUCGUGACGUCGAACAUAAGGGUGCCGCCGCUGCCAAGGAGGUAUGGGAUGCUCUCGCGCAUGAAUGCAGAUGCUUGUGGAGGGGGUAGUUGCAGAUUAGGAGACGUGAGGAUUGAUGCUACGUAGAAUGUGUUGCCCAGGAAUGCAAAGAUGAAUAAAUAUAUGGAAAGACCCUCUACAGACUUGCGGACAAAGUUCUUCCAGAUCUGCGGUAAUCGAGAUGUAAGGUAGAGAACGGUGCAUAUCCAUGCGGAUAUUCGGCCAAUGAUGAACUCCAUCGAGGGAGCUGGCUCGGGUUGUUCUAGCAAGAAGUCCUCGAUAGAUCGAGUGAAUUCUACGGCAGCGGGCCCUCCCGCGAGUUGCGCAGAAAGUAUGGGGUCUGCUAUUCGCGUAUCGACGACCACAGCUGGGAACACUGCUAUAGGCACCACUGGCGGUACGUCCGCGCGCGCGAGUACCUUCCCUGUCCUCUCCGCGAGAACAUUGGGAUGCGGAAGCGUGCUCCCCGCAAAUGUCCCAACGCCGAACAGCGCCCACAUGCCGAGGAAUACCAUCGUCGCCCCUUUCCGGCUAGCUCGCGAGCUCCGCCUGUGCGAGUUGGCCGCGAGCCAUUCCUCGUCGUCCUCUGCAACGUCGACCGCCCUGACGGUAGAUCGUCCUCGAGGUAUCGCCUCGGGCUCAUCGAGAGGUACGGACAUCUGCAACGCGUGGGGCACACGACUUGAUUGUCGACUGUGCCGGACGCUCGCGGGACCCGGACCAGGGUACGAGUCAUACCCCCAAGCGACCUGUUUCCGCCGUGCUGUCCGUCCACCCUCCGAGUGGAAGCUCUCCGCCAGGCGCGCCAGUGCGUCUUCAUCUACGUCGUCAUCAUCGUCGAACCCGGGAGAGCGAGGCUCUGUCGAGUGCGAGCGAGCGCCGUGUCGUUGCGAGUGCUCCUCCUGCUGUGCGGCGAGCGCCGCGACGGCGGCUACGUUUGCUGCGACAUUGGAGAGGGCGCGAUAUCGGGGCGCGCUGGCGGCGCGUUCGAUUGAGUACCGACGGGUGCCGAGCGUCCCGGAGAUGGUGCGCUCGCGACCGUGAAGGUAUGCAGGAGGGAUGGCCUUCGCUUUCCUAGCGUAGUAGAAGUAUUGCACGAGAAGACUCAGGUCGACCAGACAGAAGUAGGUAGCGAGAUAUGUCUGAAAGGGUAACUGGUUGGUUAAGAUGCAACCAAUCAAGUUGGUGGUAUCACCGAGCAGCCAGUUCAUGAG
Messenger RNA from Dichomitus squalens LYAD-421 SS1, 4158 nucleotides. RefSeq names its product P-loop containing nucleoside triphosphate hydrolase protein. The transcript is spliced from 20 exons. NCBI's taxonomy places the organism in Eukaryota, Fungi, Basidiomycota, Agaricomycetes, Polyporales, Polyporaceae. The record is from RefSeq and is a predicted model, not a curated record. Gene Ontology annotation, molecular function: 5'-3' DNA helicase activity; RNA binding; ATP hydrolysis activity. The coding region runs from base 29 to 2413 and encodes 794 amino acids.